Molecule: messenger RNA, 621 nt
Organism: Fusarium fujikuroi IMI 58289
Lineage: Eukaryota; Fungi; Ascomycota; Sordariomycetes; Hypocreales; Nectriaceae
Exons: 1
Coding region: 1-621 (206 amino acids)
Source: RefSeq, a predicted model, not a curated record
AUGGCAUUUGAAGAGGUCCAGAAGUGGAUGAAGAAGCGAGGUGACAAGUCGACACAAGAUCGACCAUCAUCUCCUGUGUACAAGGCCGAUCCGCCAGUGUACACCGCUGAACCACCAGCCCACAUGGAGGGACCGCCUGCUUUCAUGGCAGGAAGACGUACUGCCACAUUCUUCACUCCAGACGGCCGAAGAAACUUCGUCGUGGAGCACUUGCGCCUGGAUCCGCUGACAGCCGCAAUGUACGAGCAGGCGAUCCAAGACGGAAGCCAUAUGGUGGGUAGGCAAGGAUACGGUGAGCUUCGUGAGACCGCCCAGCACGAGCUUGACUGCUGGGUAGCCAAAGAGCGCGGUGAGGACCCCAGCCGUGUUAAGAGGGAUGGUGGUAUUCUUGUCAUGGUCCCACAAGGAUAUCUCACGUACUUGGAAGAGCUUACCAAGGCUAGAAGACGAGGCGAGAUUGAGCGAGAGAUUGUUGCGUUGCAGGAGAAAGCACAACAGAAAUUCCAUCGAGGACUGAAUGGAAUUAUGCGGUCUGGUUACAAGCACGAGAUUAACCGACUAGAGAAAGAGCUGGUUGAGAUUCAGGCUAUUGGAGGGCGUCGGGGUCUAAACAGCUGGUGA